AUGAAAUAUCUGAUGAAAAAGCCCAAUGUACCAGUUUAUCCGUUGGACGAUUUUGCAAGCAUAAAUUUCUCGCCUAAAAACGACAGGAGUGAUAGUGAUGAAGUGCAAAAAGGCUCCGUUGAAGAAUUGACUUAUCCAGAUUUUUUACCAUGGAAAGAUCACACUCAAUUAGGAAAAAACGAAGAACCAGCGGAAUCUCGAAAAGCUGAUAAUACUGCUUAUUUAAACAAAGGAUAUUUUGAAGUACCACAGGUAACAAAUGAAUAUUAUUCAGGAAGGAAUUUAAUACUGGCCACUGUUUUUUUAUCUACCGAGAAUUGUGGAAAUGUUAUUAGAGAGUUGUCUCAGCAUUUAGCCAACGCUUACCAAACCCGAAAUGAGAGCAUAAAUCGAAUUAGAUCAAAUUCAAACCAUUUCAAAAUUCCGCAAAAAGUUACUUUGACAGCAGCUAAGAAAGAAAGUUGGCUUAGAGAUCUAGGAAAUUCAAGAAUCUCAUUGCAAAAGAUUGGAGAAAAAAUUCCUCAUGGUAUAAGAAAUAAACAUUUGAUUGAAGCUGUUAUAUCGCAUCAUAUACCUAUAAAGAGGGCGCUUUGGUUUACGAAAUGUGUAAUGUUUGGAGAAUUGUUAGCUUUGAGAAAAAAACAUCAUUCAAGGAUCUCAAUGAGUGGAGAAACGCCACAACCAAAUGACGUUACUGGUUAUGCGGAAAAAUAUGAGAUUCAUUGGUUGCAAGAAUGGACUCAACAGGUUGUAGACUACAUUUUUAGACUAUCAAAGGAGAUGGCAACUACAACUAGCAUGGAAAGUAAGGAACUUUAUAUGGAAAAAGUUAAACAUUUUUUAGAUUACGUGCAGUCAUUAUAUGUGGAGUCUUUGCUCGACAAAACCAUCUUUUUGAUGCUAAUUAUUAAGCCUUUGAAGGAGCACUUAUCGGUGGAUUCUGAAAUUUUGAAAGAACUCUCAAGGAUUGAGGAGAAUAAGGAUGAUGAAGACGAGGAAAAAUGUAAUGGGGAUAAGUCCCUAGAGCCUGUUAAAUUUAAUUUCAACUAUGAGCUGCGUUUAACUUCGCUAACAUUGAUAAAAAUGUUUUGGAACGAUUUAAUAAAAAUUGAUUUCUUGGCUAAAGAAUUGAGUGAGCUGGUUUUACUCAAUUAUUACUUUAUUUCAAAAUUGACAGAAUAUUCACAAUGGGCACUACCGACAAAUGUGAAAUCAAGUAUAUUGAAGGUACUAGGUGAUACGGUGUUAUAUCUAUUCAAAUUCAAUACAAAUAUGUUUGUUAUUCCUAACAAUUGGCGGUUAACUGAAAGUGCUUUGACAAAUAUUUUGACAAACAAUUUGUCACUGAUGGUCGAGUCGGAGAGAGAAAAACUUUUGGAUCAGUUGGAACUUGUUAGAUAUCGAAAUGAAAGCUUAAUACUAAAUUUGAGAAAGACGGAAAUGCUGAAUCAGAGUUAUGAUGUUCGACAAAAAUAUACUCACGAAAAGGAUGUUUGUGAUGAGUUGAGAAUUAUUCGUGCUUUGGACAUAUUGAAUUUGAGCGAUGAUUUUUCUCGAUCUUUAACACCUUCUUCGAAGAAUUGGUGGGAUCAUUUAAAGACUGCCAUGGUUUGGUGUAUUUCACCUUGGAGAUACUGCGAUCCUCAAAGUGAGAACAUUCUGAUUAUUUGUAAUUUUUUGAAGAAACAGCUUGUAUCAGUUGACAAGUCAAUGAAUAAAAUGUCAAAGGCUGAGUUUGGAAAUGAGAUUUUGGAGAUUCUAUAUCAACUUACGGAAGCAAGUUCAGACCUUGUAGAUAGACAAAAGCUAAAUGUGUUAGUGAAUGAGUUAUAUCAAUUGAGGUUAAUCACAAUUGCAUCAUAUAUUAGAAAGCUUAUUGCUAAUGGUGUCUUUUCAGGAAAUCCAGACGAGGAGCUAAGUUAUACCACAAAGGUACAUUUAAACGUUUUAAAGAACCUACCAUCAGUGAACAACAAUCAAUGUGAUAGUAUUUUGAAGAAAUGGGAUAAAGAUCAAAUUAAAUUUCAUACAAUUAUAGAGACUUCGAAAAAUUUGUUGCAAACAGAAAUUUUGGACAAGAUAUUUCACAACAAUUUUAUACAUUUAUCCCAAAGCUUCAAAGACCAUACAAGCUCUUUAAAGACUGGGGUUAAAUUUUUAUUAAUAAAUUGGAUUACGAAGGAAUUAAAAUCAAAAUUCGAUACCACAUCAAAAUUGAUUCACAUUACUCCAAAUGUAUUGAAUGGUCUUUACGAAUUUUAUUCAAUUUCUGAUAAUCUUGCAGUGUUUUUUAAAUCAGUUGUUCUGGCUAUUCUUAGAAAUGAAGGAGGAAUUUUGAUCUAUUACCUUGAUGGUCUUUACUUUAUAGCUCGUUUGAUUAUGAGACAUUUUAAGUUAAUAAAACAAUUUCCUGAAAAUUCAAAUAAUUCCUUGGCUAUAAAUCUUUUGAGACUAAUCAUUCAAAAUUAUAAAGAUUUAAAUGGGAGAGAGUUUAGUUCUUAUAAUUUCCAUCAGGUAUGGGAAUUUAUUGAUUCGGUUAUAGACAAGGAUGGUUCCAAAACACAAUUUAAAAAACGCAAAUUGAAUAAUUUCAUAAACCAAAACAAUCACGCCACUAAAGAGUAUGAGCCCAUUGAAUCACCUAUGCAAAUAAAUACUAUUGAUUUAUCUUUUAAAGAGUCAGAAUCAAAAACUUACACAACAAGCAACUUCAGAAAUGAUUUGGAUCAAUUGAAAAAUCAGCUCUAUAAACCACUCACUGAUGAAGAGCUACAAGAAUUAAAUAUUACAGAUCUUGAUUUGAUGUCAAACUUAUAUCACUGGAAUGAGAGUCUUGAAACUAUUCCAGAAGCCAAAGAGAUGGCAAUUGCAAAAUUAAUCAAAAAUGAAGCUGCACAUGAUUACAUUGCAACGAAUGAUAAAUUGCAUUUAUUUGUGACUAAGUUGUUGGAAUCUGAUGGUAAUAAAAGUUUGAUGAUUAAAAAAUUGAUUGCAUAUGAUAUAAUGACUUUCAAGAGUUGCCUAAAUUUGAUACAGCAAAGUACGUCGUCUACAUCAGUCAUUUUGGAUUUACUUCUUGGAGAUUACGAAGAACCAAAGCAAGAUAGUGCCUUAAGUCAGCUUUUCAAAAUCAGCAGAUACUUUUUUCAAGCAAGAAAUAAGCAAAUUUUUGCGUCCACCUUACUGCGAUGUUUAACAGACGAUAAAUUAUUCGAAAAAUUUGAACAAAACAUUUUAUUUUACUUAAGACAUCGCCAACUGUAUAUUGACAAAUCAAUUUUCUCAGAAAUAUUCAAGAAUUUCGAAAAAGAAAAAAUCAUUAAUAUUUUGAAUCGUAUGUUGAAGAGAGACGAGUUCAAUUACAUCUAUUCGAUUGAUGAGUUGGGUGAUAGUUUGUGCCAGGUGAACGGGUUCAAUAUUAUGAUUUAUCAGUUCUUGAUCGCUCAGUUGACGUUGGGGAUGGAGAGAAUGUCACCUGAAGAAAUUCAAUUCCAAUGGAAAAGUUUUGUAACUAAAUUUAUGAACAUUUGUGUAAAUAAAUCAGAUCACGGUGCUAUACUUGUUGAAUUGUUUGAUUGUGUUUCUUGGAAUCAUAAAAACAUUAUCCUAGAAAUAUUUGAAAACGAGUUUAUGACUCAAAUUUCAAAGGAAGAUUUGGAUCAAACAAAUUCCCUGAAGACCAUUGAUUAUUUUUUCCAAAAAUUCUUAAAUUAUUCAAUAGGUACUGUGGAAACAUCAAGGCUUUUUAUACAAAACCUAAUGGAAUGUCUAAACAGGUUGGAACAUGAAAUUUUGACUCAGAGUUACGGAGAUAGUACGACAUUAGCAAUAUCUUCCAUUUUAAAAGUUCUCAUCAUACAUAAACCUACACUUUGCUCGUUUGUAGCUAGAAAUAUUUUCGAUGAAUUGGUUUCAUCUUUUAUCAGAAGUUUAGUAAAUCUUUUGAAUUUGCUUAAGUAUGAUGAUAAAAUAAAAAUUUUAUUUUACGAUUUGUUAUUUUUGAUAAAAUCGUCAAUCACUGAAGAGAUAAAUACAAUUACUGAUCAUCAAUUGGAACAAUCACAAAAUAGUGUCGACGAUUUCAAAACAAUUGAUACCCCCAACAUGUCAAAAGCAACCCACUUUCAACAAAUGUUCGAACUUCCGGAGUUAAACAAAGAAAAUCCUUUUGAGGAUGACUUGGAUGAACAAACAAUAUUUUCAUCGAGCACAACACAAGAAGAUGAACUCAAAUAUGGAGGAGACCUCAAUUAUUUUAAUGAUCGGGGACUAAAAUUACAGUUGACUAAGCAUAAUUCUUUAGAUUUAUCUCCAUUUGUGGGAAAUAUUUUGGACAAUAAUGAAAAGUUAGAAGAAGAAAGUCUUAAAAAUCUUAGGACUGUCUCCAAACCAUUCAAAUUAAGAAGCUAUGAAAUUUUGGAAGAUACCAGUCACAGUAUAAACGAUGCUUGCAUUAAUUUACUGUUGUUUGAUGCUUAUCUUACAAAAGAAAAUAUACCUUAA
Molecule: messenger RNA, 4503 nt
Organism: Lodderomyces pseudojiufengensis
Lineage: Eukaryota; Fungi; Ascomycota; Pichiomycetes; Serinales; Debaryomycetaceae
Gene: SRB8
Product: Srb8p
Exons: 1
Coding region: 1-4503 (1500 amino acids)
Biological process (GO): regulation of transcription by RNA polymerase II
Cellular component (GO): mediator complex
Molecular function (GO): transcription coregulator activity
Source: RefSeq, a predicted model, not a curated record